AUGGUGACGAAGAAAUUGCGCUUUGUUGCUGGAAUGGCGACGUCUACCUCGUCAACAAAGACGGCUCUCAGCUGCGGUUUACGAUCCCAUUUUCCAUCACUGCGUUCUUCUCAGGAGCGUUUGCGGUCGGUGGUGAAGACACACUCUUUUGCGCUACAACGUCGGGAGGCAUUUUGUACUACAGCGGCAUCGGCCAGUCGAUCCGCCAUAUUCGGCAUCAUAGCGUGCUGGAAGCAAUCGAGACAGCCGAUCUUCAGUCGACUCUGGGCUCCAGCGAGAAGCGUCGCGAUCUUGUCGCAUCCCUGCAAAAGUUUUUGUCGCCAAUGA
Messenger RNA from Saprolegnia parasitica CBS 223.65, 327 nucleotides. RefSeq lists its product as hypothetical. Lineage: Eukaryota; Oomycota; Saprolegniomycetes; Saprolegniales; Saprolegniaceae. The record is from RefSeq and is a predicted model, not a curated record. Bases 1 to 327 code for a protein of 108 amino acids. The transcript is spliced from 3 exons.